Molecule: messenger RNA, 1779 nt
Organism: Paralichthys olivaceus (Japanese flounder)
Lineage: Eukaryota; Metazoa; Chordata; Actinopteri; Pleuronectiformes; Paralichthyidae
Product: claudin-23-like
Biological process (GO): cell adhesion; bicellular tight junction assembly
Cellular component (GO): plasma membrane; bicellular tight junction
Molecular function (GO): structural molecule activity
Source: RefSeq, a predicted model, not a curated record
CCCCCCGCCAGGUUUCAGUCGGACUCGUUUAUAAGAGCAGCUGUUGAAGUUGUCACAACUCCGUCACUUCUCUAAAAGUUACUACUCUCUCAUUUGAAUUGGGAGCAAACAACAAGAGGCAAUCAUGCCGAGUCGAUCCGCGCAGGACUGGAUCCGCUUGUCCCUGCGCACACCGGGCAUCCUGAUCUUCGGGAUGGUCUUGGUUCCCUGCGGCUGGGUGCUGAACCUCACCGCCACCGUGGCCCCCAACUGGAGGACCCUCCACGACAUCCCCAACACCCCGUCGGUCGAGUUCAUCGAGCAGGGCAUCUGGGACAUCUGCAGGACCACCACGAUCUCCCAGAGGCCGGAGUGCAACCUGCAGGACACCACGUACUUCAACAACCAGAUCAUCGAGGUGGCGCAGGGGCUGAUGGUCGCCUCCCUGAUCGUGACCCUGAUCGGCCUGGCCGUGGCCAUCCCGGGGGUCCGCUGCUGGAAAUCCGAACCCAACUGGACGGUGGCCGGCCUGGGCGGACUGCUCUUCUUCCUCGCGGGCGUCAUGACCAUCAUCCCCAUCGCCUGGUACACCCACAUCAUAGACGACGUCGCCACGGUGUCCCCGGUGAUCGACGUGCGCGUCGGCUACUGCAUCAUCCUGGGCUACAUCGGCGGGAUUUUCGAAGUGCUGGGGGGCUUCGUCAUGUUCAUCGGCAUCUGUCGCUGCUGCGGCGGGAAGAACCGAGGCGAGAGGCGGGUCGAGGACGUCAUGGGCCCGCAGUUCACCCAGAAGCCGCCGCCGAGACCCGUCAUCGUGCCGAGCCUGAACCGGGCCAGGAGCAACGUCAGCAGCGUGCCUUACUCACAGGACGAUGAUGUGUCCUUCCCCCGAGCCAAGAGCCCCGCAGCCCCGUCAGCCAACAGCUCGUACAGCGGCAGACCCUACGAUGCUGACUUGUGAGAACAUCUGGACGCACACAUCUGGACAAAAGGGGAAAAUCAACUUGAAGAUGGGCUCAACAAAGAGGAACGGAGAGUGCACAUGAUUCCAGGAAGAAGUCAUGGUACUAACAAAAUGACUUAACAUCUAUAUUAUUAAAAAAAGCCUAUUCAUGUUCAGGAGUUUGACCUUUAAGUCACCAUUGUUGUGUCUGGUGUGAAACCAGAUGUGAAAGGAAUAUUUUAUCCACAGAUCAAACACCUUAGAUAUAGUUCGAAUAGAUGUGAACUCACUUUUACAUGAAUGAAGAAGAAUGAAUUAAACUAGACCAGAGUAUUGAAGUGUUUGAAGGCAUUGAAGUGUUUGAAGGUAUUAUAAGAAUAAUGUGUUCAAUCUUUAAUAAGAGGUCAAGGCUACAGAUUAGAGUCAUUAUGAGCUUUUACAUCAUUACACUCAUGUGCCUCUAGCUGUGCAGUAGAAUGUUGUAGUGAAGAAUUUAAGGAUAUUACAGCGGAAACAGAUUAAGUCUGGAAAGUGAAGGAUUCUCUAUGAUUAACUUCUUUUAGUGAAUCGUGAAAAGAAGAUCUAUUUUGCCUCGUCUGUCUUUUUACAUUCUGCAAAUGAUGCUGUACUCCAUUUGUAAAUAUUUCUCUGAGGAGCAUUUUAUUCCCCCGUGUUCACUGGCUAAUGCAACUUCUUUUUUAUGUAAAUACUGUAUUCUUAAUGCACUUUACAACUAUGGCCGAGCUCAUAGAAGGAUGGGCCACGUGUUGAGAAACAUCCUGAGCUGAUCAAUAUUGUCCCCGUGCAUGGCUCUGUGACACAAGUGCUGUUUAUUAAAUGUUCACUUUGAAUAAUAA